This is a messenger RNA of Mytilinidion resinicola, 558 nucleotides long. RefSeq lists its product as uncharacterized. The transcript is spliced from 2 exons. Lineage: Eukaryota; Fungi; Ascomycota; Dothideomycetes; Mytilinidiales; Mytilinidiaceae. The coding region runs from base 1 to 558 and encodes 185 amino acids. The record is from RefSeq and is a predicted model, not a curated record.
AUGCCUCAUUCUCCACAUUGUCCCCUUGUCGUCCCUCUGGCUAUCCACUACGGUGCCAGGGAGGUGUUGGAAGAUCUUCGCAUGAUGCUUGUUGCGGACUUCGUGGUGCCACCGAGCUUCUCGUUAUCUUCCUCACGCGAUGGUCCUGGCCACUCCGCAGCAGACGACCAUACACAGAAAGGCUCCAAAAGGAACCGCCGCGAAAUAGAUGUGCUCACCAGCCCAUCUCAGUUGGCAACGACAGUCGAAGCGAUGGAAGCAAAGACACCACACCGCAUGCAUGUCACGUCAGCGUCGAGAGCGGUGGGACUAUCACAACACGAUCACUGUAGGACGUUGGUCGAAGCUCUGUCACGUCGGCAUAAACCUCUGAGCGCUGGCUACAAAGGGCAAGAUUCCAGUUGUUAUCUGAGAGCAGCUGUUGCCGUUGGGUCCCAGAUCCUGGGGAGGAGUCCUAGAGAAAGCCCGAUCAUGGAAAUUGAAGCAGAUGGCUGUGUUACCGUUGGCGAGUUGGCCAGGAGGACCAUCAGCCGAAAAGCACUUCAUCGAGAAGCCUAA